GCCCACUGAAGACAGCCAAGAUGAAAGUCAAGGAUAUGACAUUCAAGGAGGGGCAUGAGUUCAAGAUCCGCAUCAAGCCCAAGGACGACUGCGAAUCCUUUGCCAUCAACAUCGGUCAUGACUCCGAAAACAUCGCAAUGCACUUCAACCCCCGUUUCGACUGCGGCGGUGAUGUCAAUACCAUCGUCUUCAAUUCCUUGUCCGGGGGGUGCUGGGGUGACGAGCACCGUGAGAGUAACUUUCCCUUCCUGCGUGGGGAGGAAUGCAAGUUUUACAUCAACUUCAACAGUGAGCAGUUUUACAUCAAGCUUCCUGAUGGUUGCAUGGUGAACUUCCCCAACCGCCUGGGAGACGUCAAGUACAAGUACUUUGAUGUCAGCGGUGACGCAAGGAUCGUCGGCAUCAAGAUCAAGUAAAGGUUGAACUCUCUCAACCCUUGACUCUUGAUGUGUCCACUUUUUGUUCGUUGCUGAAAUAGUCUUUUACAUUACUGAGCUCUUUGUCUUUUCUCAUGUUAAGGCUUAUGGAAAAUAACACCAGAGAUUUAUACCAACAGGGAGUGCUGAUGUUGUAAUAAGAGGGAAUGGCGUACAGAGGGAGCCACAACACAUCUUACUGCUCUGUGUCUGCUUGAGCUCUUGUUAGUCACUGGCUUUGUCAAUAAAUGCUGUGGGAAAAAA
Molecule: messenger RNA, 680 nt
Organism: Epinephelus fuscoguttatus (brown-marbled grouper)
Lineage: Eukaryota; Metazoa; Chordata; Actinopteri; Perciformes; Serranidae
Gene: lgals2b
Product: lectin, galactoside-binding, soluble, 2b
Exons: 4
Coding region: 21-416 (131 amino acids)
Molecular function (GO): laminin binding; galactoside binding; carbohydrate binding
Source: RefSeq, a predicted model, not a curated record